Molecule: messenger RNA, 552 nt
Organism: Colletotrichum lupini
Lineage: Eukaryota; Fungi; Ascomycota; Sordariomycetes; Glomerellales; Glomerellaceae
Product: eukaryotic ribosomal protein L18
Exons: 4
Coding region: 1-552 (183 amino acids)
Biological process (GO): translation
Cellular component (GO): cytosolic large ribosomal subunit; ribosome
Molecular function (GO): RNA binding; structural constituent of ribosome
Source: RefSeq, a predicted model, not a curated record
AUGGGUAUCGAUCUCGACCGCCACCACGUGCGCAGCACGCACCGCAAGGCUCCCAAGAGCGACAAUGUGUACCUCAAGCUUCUCGUGAAGCUGUACCGCUUCUUGACCCGUCGCACCGACUCCAACUUCAACAAGGUCAUCCUGCGCCGUCUCUUCAUGUCGCGCAUCAACCGCCCUCCCGUCUCCAUCUCCCGCAUCGUCGGCAACCUGGACAAGGAGGACAAGCGCACCGUCGUCAUCGUCGGAACCGUCACUGACGACAACCGUCUCCUGACCGUCCCCAAGCUGACCGUCGCUGCCCUGCGCUUCACCGCCACCGCCCGCGCUCGCAUCACCGCUGCCGGCGGCGAGGCCAUCACCCUCGACCAGCUCGCCCUCCGCGCCCCCACCGGUGGCAACACCCUCCUCCUUCGCGGACCCAAGAACUCCCGUGAGGCCGUCAAGCACUUCGGCAUGGGUCCCCACAAGCACAAGAAGCCCUACGUCGAGUCCAAGGGCCGCAAGUUCGAGAAGGCCCGUGGUCGCAGAAGGUCCCGCGGUUUCAAGGUCUAA